CUUGCACGUCAGACAACCAGCAAACCAUCCUGAAGGAGCAGCAGAGACGGGUGUUGGCACUGUGGACUGUGGACUUGUUAAGAAGAGGACUACUUAGUGGACAGAGAAAGGUCAACCCAACCCAACCUCAGCAACUAGACUAGCAUGGCUACAGCGAGCACCUCAGGGCAGAGCACAUUCGGGCUCGGGAGGAAAAAGAAGACCCCCGGUCUCAUGGAUCAGAUUACCAAGUUCUUUGGAGGAGACAAAAAGAAAAGGAGCAAGGGGUCGUUCCGAGGUCACCUGGCCGCCUCACCCCAGCAGUCCUCCGCUCGCCGCCGGACCAAUGAGAAUGCUGUGGUGCAUUUCUUCAGGAGCAUGGUUUCCUCUCCUCGUCCUAAAUCCAGGUGGAUAGACGUCUUGGGCUUGGCUUCGUCGCCGCGUGCCGAGAGCACAAAGUCGCCAGUCAGGAGACGCAAAGACCAAAGCACACUGUCCAGGAUCUUCAACCUGUGAUGCUCUCACCAGAGAUCAGGAGAAACCAAGUCCCGUGCACCCCCUAAACGCUGGAGCACCAUCUUCUAAGCUCUCCGCCGAGGACCAGACCACAGAUCCGACGCCGACGGGACAAGACGAAGGAGGGGAAACAGAUCAGCGAGCGGCGGACUCACAACCUCAAGAAGAUGUUAACCCACUAACACAAGCCUGUAUGUUCACACAGUGACAUUGACAGAGUAUAAAAUCCACUCUCCGGGGAUGUAGGCGGUCACUGUGCCUGUUUUUUGUUUUAAUCCUACUUCUACGGAUAUCUUGUCUAGCUGUUUAGAAGCAGUUCAGUCAUGCUUUUAGUAAAAAUAUCUCACUGUAAAAAUCACCCAUAGUAUCUUGUCCUGAUGGUGCUAUAGUGUCUGCUGUCGGAGGUUUGUUCAUGGCAGAUGUUUGUUUUUCUAUUUGUCUUCCCGUCAUCUGCAUUUUGUACACGAGUGACGCUUUGUGUCUCACGCCGCUUUUUCUAGAAACGCGACUCACGCGCCAAACAAAGUUUUGUUUCAUAUGUGAAAUCUAGACGGAGGGUGGUCCUGUUUGUGCUCGAGUGAAACGUAUGUUUUUGAAAACAGAACUGGAAACCUGCUAAUAGUGUUUUAAUGUAACAGUUUUUGUUUCAUUAUGUUUAAGUGUAAUUAAUAAACAUGUACAGUUUGAUGUCAGUCAAAAAAAACAAUAAAAUGCCCUUUUCAAAUGCACUGUUACUAAACUAAAAGAAUGUCCUAAAAACAACUGGCCUGCUCUCUUUUCUAUAUUGUCGCUUCUGCAUCGAUCUCAUUUAUCGUGAGUUAUGUUUGCACCUUAAAUUAAGUUUGAAGUUUUAAUGUUCUUUGUGUUUCACUGAGAAGACGACAGACAACGGUUUGUUUUUAUCUGAUGGUCAGAUAGUAAGUGGUUCAAAGGUUUAAGGCAGAAGCACCCCAGAUGGUAUGAGGAGUACUGAAGGACAGUAUGUUGAUUUCAAAUGUUCUGACGCAUUAUUUGUCGAUUUCAUUUUGUUCAUAAUAAAUGACGUUGCCACUCAUGAGCUCUGUUCGCAUGUUCACUUUAACGGAAUGGUCAAAAGAACUGUAAAGAUGAUUUUGGUUGUUUUUUUUGCUGAUGUGGUGGUGCUACAGGAAUUAUGUUUCCUUUUAAUGUUCAGCCUAACUGGAAAUAAACAUGUUCUGCCUUCUCUCAGUUAUUAAAUGUUUUAAAAUCUGACAA
This is a messenger RNA of Sebastes umbrosus (honeycomb rockfish), 1731 nucleotides long. It is a transcript of the gene mbpa, whose product is annotated as myelin basic protein a. The coding region runs from base 145 to 495 and encodes 116 amino acids. NCBI's taxonomy places the organism in Eukaryota, Metazoa, Chordata, Actinopteri, Perciformes, Sebastidae. The record is from RefSeq and is a predicted model, not a curated record. Gene Ontology annotation, molecular function: structural constituent of myelin sheath. The transcript has 7 exons.